CUUCCAGCCAGCUCGUGCCUGUAACUCGAGCGGCGCAGGGGCUGACAAUGCGCGAUAUGAUGUGUGCGCGAUUAUGGCCCUCAACCUCCAGCGCUUCCUUAACUUGACGUUCUUUAUCUUCCUUUCGGUGGUCCUCUUCUUUCUGAUCAUCCUGACCCCCGCCGACGCCAUCUACCAGUGCUACAUCACCCGCCGCCUCACGAACAUCUUUAUCAUCACGGGCGGCUACGUCGUUACAUUCAUUCUCGCCAUCCUCAUAUAUGCGACCCGUCUCUAUACCAACCGUACCGUUCUAUCCGGAAUCCCCAAGGCCUGGAUCCCCGUGGAGAAGGAAGAUGUGGGCAAGAGCGUGCGACGACUGGUGAAGGAGGGCCUAGCCCACAGCGCGAUCAUCGCCUACCAAGCCCGACCGCGGGACCUGGCCGCCGAUGGGGAUGACUUCGCCAACUACGAAUCGCUGCUGAUCGACCGUGACCACCCUCCCUGGGGUCCCGUCGAACACCCGGGCUGGUCGUCGCCCUCGUGCGCGGAUCUGCCGGACCUCCCGUACCGAACCGUGAUCCAGGAACUGCCUCACCUGAUCGAAGCGAAAGCCGUCUCCCUCGCUCCCCCCGACCCGAUCUUCGCCGGGGUGCACCAGUCCCUCCGCGCCCCGUUCUCCGACGCCGAUGAGUCGUUCCCGGAUACCCGGGUGGUGGAAGUCCUGCGCCGACCGGUCUCCAUGGGCCUGCGCGCGUACCUGCAGCACCUGGCGUCGCUGGAUGUCGUCCAACCGCCGGAGGUGGGCGCGGAGUUCAUCGCGCGCUACGAACGGGCGCGCUUCUCGUCGCGGGAUCUCCACGAGAACGAGUUCCGGGAGCUGAUGCACGUCUUCGCGGAGCUGCUACGGGGCAUGACGGGGCUGAAUCCGCGUGUGCUGGCGGAGCUGCAGGCGGCGGCGGAGGAGGAGGAGGAGGAGGAGGACGGGGCCAGCAGUCAGACAGAGAGCGAGUCCAUUAUCGGACCCUCGGAUGAGGAAGGGGAGACGGAGACCAUUGAUUCGUUUCAGGAUAGUGAGGGAAUGUUGUCCCACGGGCGCAGCAACAGCCUGCGGCCGUCGAAUGCCUCGUCCUGGGAUGCCCGGUCCGCAAGACAGCACGGGCGCUGGUCGCCUGUCUGGUCGCGGCGGCCGACUACACGUGGUCGGGCCAUGGAGCCGCCGCGGACGCCAUCGAUGCGCUCGCUUAGGCGACUGCCGUCCAACAGCUCUGGUGGCAGCGUCAUUCAUUUGUCCUUCAUCCAACGAGGCGCAGCCUUCUUCACGCCGAGUCGCUCGGCCACCCCGGCAGACAGUCCCAAAGCCAGCGACGAGAAUGCCGCCGCCGCCGCCGCCGAAGAAGUCCAGCCCGCCGAGACGCUAUUCCCCAAGGUCGACCCGGCCGUGGACGGCGAGGAGUGCCUGCACGACUGCGCCUCCUGCACGGUGAAGUACCCAGCCAAAUUCGACGUGGACCAGGAAGACAACAUGUACGGGAACAUCAGCGAGUGGGCGACGCACGUGCUCGUCGCGACGGGCAAGAUGGACUGGGUGCGCGACGUGGCGGACGAGCCGGGGAGCGUGAUGGAGGCGAUCGAGAAGGGGGGGCUUGUUCCGAGCAAUGGGAAACUCAAACUCUCCGCCUCCAACAUGCCCGUCCCCGACGAAUACCACUACCACGAACCGGGCCAGCAACCCACCACCGUCCUCUGCCUGCCGAGCUUCACCCUCAUCGACCACGUCACGCCCGCCCUGGCGCCGGAUCUGAUCAAGUACUUUGUCAGCCGCGGCCCGACCACCACCACCCCGCUGACCAGCACUCUCGGCUCGGAACCAGAACCAGAAACGGAUCUCGAUCUCACGGGCCUGACCCCCCUCCGCGCCCGCCCCUGCCCGCACUCCGCCAUCAUCCUCCUCUGCUCGCACCGCACCCGCGACGCCCGCUGCGGCCAGUCCGCCCCGCUCCUGCGCAAGGAGUUCGAGCGCCACCUGCGCCACCUGAAUCUGUACCGCGACCUGGACGACGAGCGGCCCGGCGGCGUGGGGAUCUACUUCAUCAAUCACGUCGGCGGGCACAAGUACGCGGCCAAUGUGAUUGUCUAUCGGCGGAGGGAGUGGGGGUGGCAUCUUGCUGCUUCGAACGAAUCGUCUGCGGGAGCGGGGGCUGGAGCCGAUGCCGCGGCUGAAGGCGCAGCCCAGGGUAUCUGGCUGGCCCGGGUGAAGCCGCAGGACUGCGAGAAUAUCAUCCGGUAUACGGUGUUGCAGGGGAAGGUGGUUAAGCCGGCGGAGCAGUUGCGGGGCGGGUUUGAUCGGCAAACGGGGAAAACGAGUUGGUAGGUUGUUUUCUUUCUCGUGUAGGGGAGAAGUUCGCUGUUCAAUUUCUUUGUUGUUGGUAUGGGUUUAUGAGGGUUGGUUUUGUGGAAUGGUUGGGUUGCAUAUAUACCUACAUACUCUUUAUACAUUUUCAUACUUAUAUGGAUCUUGAUCUUGGGAUGUGAACAGAGGUAGAGGUAGAAAGGAGUUGGUACAUAUAGCAAAGGAGGG
This is a messenger RNA of Aspergillus aculeatus ATCC 16872, 2560 nucleotides long. RefSeq lists its product as uncharacterized. NCBI's taxonomy places the organism in Eukaryota, Fungi, Ascomycota, Eurotiomycetes, Eurotiales, Aspergillaceae. The transcript is spliced from 3 exons. Bases 74 to 2353 code for a protein of 759 amino acids. The record is from RefSeq and is a predicted model, not a curated record.